This is a messenger RNA of Lasiosphaeria miniovina, 352 nucleotides long. RefSeq lists its product as uncharacterized. Lineage: Eukaryota; Fungi; Ascomycota; Sordariomycetes; Sordariales; Lasiosphaeriaceae. The coding region runs from base 77 to 313 and encodes 78 amino acids. The record is from RefSeq and is a predicted model, not a curated record. The transcript has a single exon.
AUUGCGCGGACCUCGCUAUCCCCGGCACACAUCCGCAGCGAAACUAUUCGUUUUAAUUCGGGUCAUCCGGCACGGCAUGUUCCUUAUCUCGCAUAUCUUCUGCUCUUGCCACAUCCACAUUGCCCUCCUGCCACAUCUACUAGCUUCUCACACCUGUCAAACCUGCCACAUCUGCCACCCUCUCACACCUGGCGCACCUGCCGCGCCUGCCGCACCUCCAGUCACACCGCCCUCUUCAACAUUACCCUCUUCAACAUUACCCUUUUUUCAAAUUUCACCCCCGUCACCUCGCUUCUUCAUCGAAGCACCUUAAUCUCGCAUCACUAGAGCUAAUUGCCCCACUACCACAGAG